Messenger RNA from Labeo rohita (rohu), 3107 nucleotides. It is a transcript of the gene spata13, whose product is annotated as spermatogenesis associated 13. The record is from RefSeq and is a predicted model, not a curated record. The transcript is spliced from 12 exons. Gene Ontology annotation, molecular function: protein binding; guanyl-nucleotide exchange factor activity. Lineage: Eukaryota; Metazoa; Chordata; Actinopteri; Cypriniformes; Cyprinidae. The coding region runs from base 280 to 2646 and encodes 788 amino acids. Gene Ontology annotation, biological process: lamellipodium assembly; filopodium assembly. Gene Ontology annotation, cellular component: cytoplasm.
UUGCGACAGUGUCACAUGUGCUGCUCAGCUGUGAGGCAAACAGCAGGUAGAGUUAAUGAUUAGCUGAUGUUUAUGAUUAGCGAGAUUGCUUAAACACACCUCCUGGACCUGAGACUGGACACGUAUCAGCAAGGACAGUGUCUCCUCCCCAGAAGAAUAACCCAAGGUUCGAAGUCCAGUAAUCAAACCCAGUGCAAAUGGACUCCAAUAGGUCAGGGGAAUGUAACAGAAAGAAGUAGACAAGCUACAGCGAGCCAAGCCCAGCCAAACUUUGUGUGCAUGGAUGUGUUUGCAUAUAUGCAUUGUGUACCUUCUUCAACAUGGUGCUUGUUUAUUGUGUGCCUUUUCAGUGUCUAUGGACUGAAGAGAGGGAGAAUGAUGAUCUUGAGGCUUCGUCAGAAAUCACAAAAGCGUUUGUCAAAAGUGAUGAGAUCUCAGCCGCUGCUGCUUCACCUGUCCCAAACACCUGUUCCUCAGAAUCCCCCCCUGGUAACUCCAACAACUCCAAUCUCUCCACCCUUUGCCAGUGACUCUCCUGCUUCCAUAGUGCCCAGGAAACGGGCAGGUCGCUGCAGACCCCGGCCAGUGUCUGACUAUGGCCAGCUGGCCAGUUCAAAGUACUGCAUCCCAGAGGAGGACAGGGAGUCUGAGACUAUGGACUACACUUCCCAAAAGGACUACAAUACCAAUGGCAGCUACACAGAGAGCAGCAGACCUGAAAAUGGUCAUGUGUGCACUCAAACAGAGAGCAGAAAGAGACGGCCAAUCUCUGUUAUUGGAGGAGUGGAUAUGUUUUCAUCCCCAACCGCUGAGCAGAAGGACGACACUGAAAGCCUGCCUUCUCCGGUAUCUCGUCCUCCAGUGCCCUCUCACAGAGUGCCUCCAUACCGGGCUGUGUCUGCCCGUCUGAGACCCUGCAUCUUCUCCCAAAGCACACCUAUCGGUCUCGAUAGGAUGGGGCGGCGCAAAGGGCGCAGAGUGCUCAGCGAUGGCAGCUCUGAUCCAAUGCUUGAUGACAGUGUAAGUGAGGAGGACGGCAGCUUUGAAGAACUGACUGAAGGAACACCAUAUCUACAACCAGAAGUUGAUCUUUUCACGCUAAAUCAGUACAUACAAUCGGGACAUGCCGUGUACGCAGAGGCUCUGUGGGACCACGUCACAAUGGAAGAGCAGGAGCUGGCCUUCAAAGCCGGGGAUGUAAUCCGGGUUCUGGAUGUUCAGGAACAGGACUGGUGGUGGGGGGCGGUGGGCGACCGCGAGGCCUGGUUUCCCUCUAGUUUUGUGCGAGUUCGGGUGAAUCAGGAGGAUUCAAGCAGUGACAGUGUGGAAAUCGCACCGGAUGCCGAGGAAUCUGUCCCACCAGAUGCACACAAACAAAACUCGCAGCACCGACAACAGAUGAGAGCCAAUGUGGUCAAAGAGAUCAUGGAAACAGAGCGCGUUUACAUAAAACACCUCAAAGAUAUCUGUGAGGGAUAUAUCCGUCAGUGUAGAAAGCACCCUGGCAUGUUUACUGACGCGCAGCUAAAAACAAUCUUCAGCAACAUUGAGGACAUCUACAGGUUCCAGAGAAAGUUUCUCAAGGACCUAGAAAAGCAGUACAACCCCAAAAACCCUCAUCUCAGUGAGAUUGGCUCCUGCUUCCUUCAGCAGGAGGAUGGUUUCGCCAUAUACUCUGAAUACUGUAAUACACAUCCAGUGGCAUGUGCAGAAUUACAGCGACUGAUGAAACAAAGCAGAUAUAAACACUUCUUCGAAGCCUGUCGUCUAUUACAGCAGAUGAUCGACAUCUCCAUUGCUGGCUUCCUACUUACGCCUGUACAGAAGAUUUGUAAAUACCCUCUUCAGCUGGGAGAGCUUUUGAAAUACACACCCAAAGACCACAGUGACUACGAAGGGGUGUGUGCCGCACAUAAAGCAAUGAAGAAUGUAGCAAGUCUGAUAAACGAGAGAAAAAGGCGACUUGAGAGCAUCGACACCAUCGCUCACUGGCAGGUGGCCAUCCUCCACUGGGCGGGUGAUGAUGUGUUACAGCGAAGCUCUGAGCUCAUCCACUCCGGCGAGUUAACGCGGAUAGUACGGCCCGGUAAGACACAGCAACGCAGCUACUUCCUGUUUGACCACCAGCUGGUGUUCUGUAAGAAAGACGUCCUACGGAGAGACCUGCUACACUACCGUGGCCGUAUGGACACUGACCUAGUCGAGCUAGUCGACCUGCCUGAUGGACGACACGCUGAGAUGGGCCUCCUGAAGAACGCGUUUCUCCUACGGCACGCUGAGAAUCUGAACGUGCUGUGUGUGUUGUGCUGCAAAAAGAACCAGGACAAGCAGCGAUGGCUGCAAGCGUUUGCUCGAGAGCGCAGACGGGUACAGGAAGACCAAGAGAUGGGGAUGGAGAUUACUGAGGCCCAGAGGAAGCAAGCAGUUCACAACGCCAGGAAAUCCAAACAAGGAAAAAUGAAAAAAAUUAAUUAUUCUGAUCAUCCCGGGCCUCCUCACCAUCAACCGCUACAUCCACUCCAUCAACGUCAUGUGACCGUGCCAACCAGCAUCCCCCAGCAACAGGUCUUCUCUUUAGCAGAGCCAAAGAAGAAACCGUCCCACCUGCUGUACUCGCUUGCACGCAGUGCCCUCUUCAGGAAAUGACAAAAAGAGACACUUCACUCAGACAACAUUUAGUGUUUUUACAUUGAGAUCUGUAAAUAAUGAAAUAUUACCUGGACUACAUGUCAGUUUUUAUGUCAUACUCAAAUGCAUACACAUGAAUAUGUAUAUUUAUAUACAUGUAAGUAAGCAUGUGUGUACACAUGACAUAUGUGCCUCAGUUAUAAAAGGCUCAUUAUUUAGCCUUAAGUUAGUGUGGAAAGUGUUAGUUAUUUUUUGUCAUGUCGUUUUACUGAUAUGGUCAAAAAGCUGCUUCUUGUUGGGUUUCUCCCAUCCGUCACCUCACCUAAAUGUGUGUCUGUUAUGACAAAGAGUUGUAUUCUGCUUUUUAAACUACGUUUAUAUAAUUUUAUUGCUUUAACUGAGGCUGGAGCCUUAAAAAAAGUGUAAAGACAGCAAACACUAACAAAUAUCCUUCUGUAAAUAAACUUGAACCAAAUGUA